CAGACACACAUACACACACGCCUCCCCCGUGCAGGCUUGCCAAGCGCCUCCGAUGUGCACGAGCUCGGGCUCGCGGGCUUUAAAGCACAGGGCGCCCGCCACUGCCCGCUCGCCCGCCGGCCCCUGGCGUCGCCGGGGCCCUUUGCGGACAGGCGCUCGGCCGGCCCACUCGGGGGUCUGCAAGCUUGCCACGCACGCCUGGCACACGGACGUAUAGGCGAGCCGGGGCUGGCAAGGGUCUCUGCGCCGGGGCACCGCAGCACCCGCUAGCCCGGAGUCUCCAAAGGUGCAGCCUCGUCGCCCAUGAGCCGGUGACCGCCCCCAACCCCCGGGGGAUGGCGAGGCCGUCGAGUGACAGGUCCCCGGCCCCACAGCUGCUGGGCGGCCCGGCGGGAGGCGCGGCGCUGCACGGCCUGCGAAGCCUCCUGCAGGGGCCCGGAAAGACCAAGGAGCCGCCGGCCAGCUGUCUCCUGAAGGAGAAGGAGCGCAAGGCGGCUGCCUGCGGCAGCGAGGAGGUGGGCGGCCUUUUGGGGGUCUCGGGCCGGCCCCGGUCGGGCCCGGGCCCUGGUGCCCUGCUGGCCUCGCUGCUGUGGGAACGGCCUCUGCCCUUCGGCGACGUGGACGACGUGGACCUGGACGCCUUCCUGCUGGAGCACGGGCUUCCGCCCAGCCCCCCGGAUCCCGGGCCUCUGGCUCCCCGAGCAGCCCCCGCCCCUAACGCCGCCGCCGCCGCCCUGUCCUGCUCCUCCGGCUCCUCGUCCCCAGCCCCAUCCAGCUCUUCCUCGCCCGUGCCCACGCCAGCCUCUCCACGGCUGUCCCCGGGGGGACACGUACUGGGACUUAAGGCCCCAGGUGCAGGUGGCUCGGGCUCCCAGCGCGCAGGCCCGGCGUCCAGGGACACCCCUAGUCCAGUGGACCCAGAGUCUGUGGAGGUGCUGAUGACCUUUGAGCCUGACCCUGCUGACCUGGCCCUGUCCAGCGUCCCAGGCCAGGACACUUUCGACCCUCGGAAGCACCGCUUCUCCGAGGAGGAGCUGAAGCCCCAGCCCAUCAUGAAGAAGGCUCGAAAGAUGCAGGUGCCGGAGGAGCAGAAGGAUGAAAAGUACUGGAGCCGGCGCUACAAGAACAACGAGGCGGCCAAGCGCUCUCGGGACGCCAGGCGGCUAAAGGAGAACCAGAUAUCAGUGCGGGCAGCCUUCCUGGAGAAGGAGAAUGCCCUGCUCAGACAGGAGGUUGUAGCAGUUCGGCAGGAGCUCUCCCACUACCGGGCAGUGCUGUCCCGCUACCAGGCCCAGCAUGGGGCCCUCUGAUGCUGUGGCCUCCCCAACACCCCUGAGCCCCAACCCUGGCCGGCCCCACCCCCGGACACUGCCUCCUGGCCCCUACUGGCUGCUAGCUCACAGGCUGGCUUCUCUGUCCCUGCCUCCACCCCCAGGACAUUCUCCUCUGGGGAGGACCCUGGGCUCCUCACCCUGAGUUCUUGGCAUACUGGGACCAGCAGGCUCUUCCCAGGAACACUGCCAGCUGGACCUUGUGUGGUCCUGGGCAGGACUGAGAAGCCAGACCCAGGUGAAGCACCAUAAGAGCGGAGGAUCCCACAGCAGCCCCGAUCCUUUCCCUUGAACGUUUUCCCCAUCUGCCCACUAGUGUGGCCAUGGACCGGACAUCUGGGCUCCUCGAGGGGCUAAGGCCCAGGGAAUGGUAGGGCAAGGUGCUUAGAUGAUGAUAAAUCUAUAUAUAUAUAUAUAUAUAUUUUUUAAGAAAAAGAAGUACAGAUACCUUCUCCUCCCAGCUGAGGGGUAUGGGUGUCAGGGGAGGGGGGGAAGGACUGAGGAGUUGGGGGGGGCCCCCUUCCCAUUUCUUUGCUCCCUGGCCCUCUCCAGUCGAAUAACUACAAUAAACCAUG
This is a messenger RNA of Trichosurus vulpecula (common brushtail), 1906 nucleotides long. RefSeq names its product D-box binding PAR bZIP transcription factor (gene DBP). Gene Ontology annotation, biological process: regulation of transcription by RNA polymerase II. The transcript is spliced from 4 exons. The record is from RefSeq and is a predicted model, not a curated record. Lineage: Eukaryota; Metazoa; Chordata; Mammalia; Diprotodontia; Phalangeridae. Gene Ontology annotation, molecular function: DNA-binding transcription factor activity, RNA polymerase II-specific; RNA polymerase II cis-regulatory region sequence-specific DNA binding. Gene Ontology annotation, cellular component: nucleus. Bases 336 to 1310 code for a protein of 324 amino acids.